Messenger RNA from Asparagus officinalis (garden asparagus), 880 nucleotides. RefSeq names its product E3 ubiquitin ligase PARAQUAT TOLERANCE 3-like. The coding region runs from base 524 to 814 and encodes 96 amino acids. Gene Ontology annotation, molecular function: ubiquitin protein ligase activity; zinc ion binding. The transcript is spliced from 2 exons. Gene Ontology annotation, biological process: ubiquitin-dependent protein catabolic process; protein ubiquitination; mRNA processing. Gene Ontology annotation, cellular component: nucleus. The record is from RefSeq and is a predicted model, not a curated record. Lineage: Eukaryota; Viridiplantae; Streptophyta; Magnoliopsida; Asparagales; Asparagaceae.
UUCUUCCUGCGGUCGGCGACGGAUCUAGGGUUUUCGGUCUCGGCGAUGAAGCGAUCCUGAAGUCCGAAGCGGAUCGGAUCCCGUCGGUGGAUCGUCGAUCGUUUGAAGCCUCCUGAUCGAGUUCUGCGCUGCUCGUCGUGUCGGUGGAUCUUUUGGGGGUGGUUUCUUGGAUUCUCUCUUCAGAUCGGUGGCUGUUGAAGGCGGUUCCUUUGAUUUCGUCAAUUGGAUUGGUGGAUCUUUGCGUUGAUCGUGCGGUUUCUUCAAUUGGAUCGCUCGAUCUCAGGGGGGAUCUAGGGUUUCUGGAAGAGAGCGUGGUCUGCUUCUUCUUCGAGGAUAAAGAAAAGAGAUAAAUAGUUGUAUUCUGUUUGUUCUAGUUUGAUAUAAGGCCUGCUUUUAUCCCAGGCCUUCUAUCUAUUCUAUUAUUCUGCUCAAUUUUAAGGGAAAAAACAAAGUUAUUUCUGUGGUUUAGUACUUUUUAUUGCGAUUUAGAUUAGUAGGGGAAAUUUUGGAGAGGAGAAAAAAAAUGGCUGUCUACUAUAAGUUCAAAAGUGCUAAGGACUAUGAUUCUAUUCUGAUUGAGGGGCAAUUUAUCUCUGUUGGUAAUCUGAAAGAACGGAUUUUUGAAUCUAAGCAUUUGGGGAGGGGAACUGAUUUCGACCUAAUGAUCUCCAAUGCUCAGACCAAUGAAGAGUAUGUUGAUGAGGCUGCAAUGAUUCCUAAAAAUACUUCGGUGUUGAUUCGUCGUGUCCCAGGAUGUCCUCGGAUGCCUAUUGUUACUGAACCAGACGAGUAUUGUCUCGCACCUCAAUUCUGAUUUUUAGAUGAGAUACUUUCUAUCAUUAGUCUGUAUUCUUCAUAAGAGAUUUUAGGGCUGAGUAAU